This is a messenger RNA of Tuber melanosporum (Perigord truffle), 1603 nucleotides long. RefSeq lists its product as uncharacterized. The coding region runs from base 456 to 1343 and encodes 295 amino acids. Gene Ontology annotation, molecular function: RNA binding. The record is from RefSeq and is a predicted model, not a curated record. The transcript has 7 exons. NCBI's taxonomy places the organism in Eukaryota, Fungi, Ascomycota, Pezizomycetes, Pezizales, Tuberaceae. Gene Ontology annotation, cellular component: nucleus.
ACGCACCUCGUUUUUUUCGUGCGGCCCAGAACAACACUCGUAUAACCAAGCUCCACCUUCAACACCUUUCCUGGAUUAUUCGUUUGCCUAAUCCCGCCUCGAAAUUUAAUUCUGGUUUCCAUGAGUCUGGCCCCCUGACCGGAUUAACGCAAACGAAAUUGUUCCCCGUCACGUCCCCAUCAUCCUCUGCUGGUUUGUCGUCUCACAAUCCUCCGCCAACCCAAGCGCCUGGCCAGGCUUCCACCUCUCCAUCGUCGUCACUCGCGCGAGAUCCGUUACUUUACGCUUCUGCUGUCAGCCAUCACAAAAGCACCUGGAGUGACGGUCAGGAGGAGGUGACAGAUAAGCAUCCAGAGAUCUCCCAAGCAUCACCUUCUUAUAGCAACCAAGAUCCUGAGCCUCCCCCACCACCCUAUACCGAAUCUGCUUCCCCAAUCCGCUCGUUCACUUUCUGUAUGGCGGCCACCACAGGAUCCGCUUCUAUUAUUACGCAGGUUCAGCAAGGGGGGCCUCCCCUGACAACCCUUGGUGAUUCACCAAGUGAAGAGAAUCUCACUCUUGAUCUUCGAGGCACCAAAUUUGUUCUUUCCCGCGAUGAGCUCCUCACUCUCCCAGAGUUUGUGUUACUGUCUCUUUUCCCCAAUGGCCUCUUCCCCGAUGGCCAGGUGACUUCCUUCCCCGACGAGGGCGUGCAUUCGGUCGAUUUCGACCCUGUUUGUCUCCAGUACAUGUUGGAUUUCUUUCGCCAAGUGUCUUCUACGAUUACUGCUUCCAACAGCGGUCAUGAUGAUGCCGAUAUGGAGAAUGGCGCUUCCCCUUCUAUUCCCACCAACGUUCUUCAAGACCGGGCUGGUAUCAUCGUCCUCCGGGAGGAUCUUGACUUCUAUGUCAUCCCACCCCGUCGAGAUAUUUCUCAUCCUGAUAUGGCCUCUGUCAAGCGCAACGCGGGUAAACUUCUUUUAAAACAGGACGGUAUUUUUUCGGGCCUCAGGAGAACCGACGAUGCCGGGACGACUGAGCAGCAUCUUAUCGAGAUGUUGACUGCAGGUGGAUUCAACACGGAUGAUAGGUGGGGGCACCGAGCUGGCGAGCCGAAUAAAGCUGUCAUUUGCAGUCUUGCCCUCGCCAGGCUUAGGACCGACAUGAGAUCGGCGACAGGCGAGGGGAAGGACAGCAGCGCUGUCGGCAUGGCCCAGAAGCUGCUUCUAUUCUGGAGAAAACCUGCCAGACGAUGUUGGUGGGAAGGAAUGGACUUAGAAAACGUGGAGGGCGUGGAUGGUAGGCUAAAGGUUUGGAUUCGCCGCGUUUGGACGUUAGAAAUGAGUGUUAUCGGCUUGCGUUGACAAGGUCUCUUGAACCCACGACCACGCAUCAUCUCAGUUGCUGCGUCGGUCUAGAAUAUUUCUUGGCAAUAUUUGGCAUCUCGUCAGUGUAAUAAGUUGUUUCUUUCCCUUUAGCUCUUUUCUUGCUCUAUUCUAUCUUGUACUUGCGGCCUAUGUUCCCCCCCAAUCUCAUCUCACACGAAACAAGCGCCAACGAGAUGGAAAACUCGCGUCUUACGUUUGCAUCUCAUAGUGCAUCAAAGGCGUUUGUCAUCAUUUGA